CAUUUGGAACAGAAUCUUGAAAUAACUCGGCAGCAAGCAGACUAAAGCCCCGGCCUUUUUCUCACCGGGUCCUUCCAGGGUCUAGUGCUCUCCCCCCAACACUGCAGCACAGACGCCGGGAGAAAGAGGCAGCCCCGAGACCCCGCACGCUCCGGACCGACUCGGGGCUGCCCGCCCGGCCGCCCCGCCUCCGGGGACCCCGAGUCACCGGAAUUUUCCCGCGAUGACGCGGGGCGCGCGCACCAGGUCCCAGAGUGCAUUGCGGGUACGUGUGUGUGCACGCGCGCGUGCGCGAGCCUCCACUGCCGAGAGAACGCGGGAAAAUUCCAAAAAAGUUAAAAAACAAAAUAAUUAAAAAAAAAAAUCCAGCACGAGGCCAAACUCUUAUUUUCAAGCCACAAAACCUAGGCCUUGGCGUCCUUUCCGCUACUGGCCAAAUUGCUGAAGCAGCUCUGGCGCGGACCACCCGGCCACUGUGAAAAGGUCUAUCACCCUUUCAUGAGAUGGCUCAAGACUCAGUAGGCCUUUCUUCUGAUUAUCAGUUUUGGAUAAAGAAACUUUCUACAUGGGAGCAGGCCUCCAAUUUGGAAACCCAGCAAGAUACCUGUCGUCAUCUACCUCAGUUCCAAGAAUUCCUGAAGCAUAUGAAUAAGACCUUGAAGGAGAUGGAUUCAAAAACAAUCAUGAAAAACUUUCCUACAAUUGGUCAACUGUUGGCAAAAGCUUGCUGGAAUCCUUUUAUCUUAGCAUAUGAUGAGAGCCAAAAAAUUCUUAUAUGGUGCUUAUGUUGUCUAAUUACUAAAGAACCACUGAAUUCUGCAGAGUCAAAACUUAAUUUCUGGACACGGGGGUUGCUAUCUCAUAUACUUUCGACAUUCAGAUUAGAUAUGAAUGAAGUUGGUACUUUCACUCAAGGUCUUGGAUAUGAACCUGCAGAUUACUGUCCUGCUUUGCUUAACAAUAUGGUUUCAUCAUUAGUGUCUGAACUGCAGGAGAAUCAUCUUAAUGGAUUUAACACUCAAAAACGAAUGACUCCUGGACACAUAAGGUCCCUGUCACAAGUUUGUGUCCCACUUAUUACUCUGCCAGAUGUUGGACCACUAGUAGAGGCUCUGCUUACUUACAGAGGACACGAACCUCAAGAAAUGCUCUGCUCUGAGUUCUUUGAAGCUGUGAAUGAGGCGGUUUUGCUGAAGAAGAUUUCACUCCCUACUCCAGCCAUAGUCUGUCUCUGGCUUCAGCACCUACCAAGCCUUGAAAAAGCAGUACUGCAUCUUUUUGAAAACCUAAUCUCCAAUGAACAGAAUUCUCUGAGAAGGAUUGAAUGCUUUGUGAAAGAUUCGUUGCUGCCUGAAGCAGCCUGCCACCCUGCCAUAUUCAGAAUGGUGGAUGAAAUGUUCAGGUACACACUUCUGGAAACCGAUGGCGCCCGAGAAAUACGAGCUGCUAUUCAGGUGUUUACACAGUACUUUCUAGAAGCUCUGGAAAAAGAAAAUAAGCAGCUGAAGUUUGCACUGAGGACCUUCUUUCCUUAUGCGUCUCCAUCUCUUGUCAUGAUGCUACUCCAGCACCCGAAAGAUACCCCACAGAGACUUUGGCAUCAGUCACUGAAACAUAUGUCUGAGCUGCUCAGAGAAGUAGUUGAAGGAACAGCUCACAGGUCCUAUGGAGGUCCCUUUGAGAGCUGGUUUUUGUUUGUUCGCUUUGGAAGAUGGUCUGAUAUGGUGGCUGAGCAGUUGGUGAUGUCAGAAACUGAACCCCCUGAGGCCCUUCUGUGGCUCUUGGCAUUCAGCUACAGUCCACGUGAUGGGAGUCUUCAGAGAGCUCAGACCAUGGUAGAGGUAAGGGCAUUGCUUGGCUGCCUCAGGAAGCUGCUCAGAAGUUCCUCUCUCUUGGCCAGUGAGGUGCUGGCAGCAGCUCGAGAGUGUCGAGAUGGAGACCCCAGACCAGCAGAUGAAGAGAACCGAGAGGGCAAGCCCUGCCAACAGCUGGCCCACUGUCUCCUCCUGAACUUCUUGCUCUGGGCUCCUGGAGGCCACAGGAUUGCCCGGGAAGUCAUCACCCUUAUGGCCCAAACUGAUGAGAUAACCCAGGAAAUUAUUGGCCUUCUUGAGCAAACCAUCUAUAGGUGGGAUCAACUUUGCGUGGAAGCCCCUGAGUCAAGAGCACUGGUGAGAGAGCUCCUGGCAGAGUUAUGUGGACAAGCCUAGCCUGUGAAGGUGGAGCUGCCAUGCAAGGGCCAUGCUCCCUUGAAGCCACAUGUCAAAAUGUGUAGCCACAAGUCAGUGGAAUGAGACCCUCUCUGAACUGUGCAAAUGAGCUACAGACAUCCUGUGAGGGGUGCAUUUUGCAAAGUGAGAGAAGAUCAGUGCCUGAGCUGACGCUCAGAUACGCUCAUGAGUGAUAGGAUUAUGCCUUCAGCACCUUUUACACCUACUCAAGCCCACAAGACUUGAUCAGAGAAACAACUUAGUCAAGAGAGUACAUUUCUAUUUACGUUUCACCCAUAUCAAGUCAAUUAUUAUUUGUUUCACAUUCUAGAACCAAGCUAGACACUUAUAAAGUGAGCAAUUUAAUAAUGGCCUUUCCCCACAAAUCUCUCCUCUUAGAAAGCAGAUAAUCAUUAUUGGUAUUUCAUUUAAUCCAUGUGGACUUAAGGUAAAUCUAAACUCUCUUGCUUCCUUAAAAAUUUUCUCAGGGGGAGUCAGAUGUUGGCACCCCUGGUUAGGCACACAUCACAAUGCUAUGUACAUUACAUUACCCGGGUUUGAACCCCCAUGAAGAAAGCUUUGAGAGUGGUGAAGCAGUGCUGCAGGUGUCUCUGUCUCCCUCCUUCCCUAUCUUCCCAUUCCUCUCGAUUUUUCACUGUGCCAAUGAAAUAAAUAAAGGUAAUAAUAAUAA
This is a messenger RNA of Erinaceus europaeus (western European hedgehog), 2901 nucleotides long. RefSeq names its product FA complementation group C (gene FANCC). Bases 504 to 2210 code for a protein of 568 amino acids. Gene Ontology annotation, cellular component: Fanconi anaemia nuclear complex. The transcript is spliced from 15 exons. The record is from RefSeq and is a predicted model, not a curated record. NCBI's taxonomy places the organism in Eukaryota, Metazoa, Chordata, Mammalia, Eulipotyphla, Erinaceidae. Gene Ontology annotation, biological process: interstrand cross-link repair; nucleotide-excision repair; cellular response to oxidative stress.